GCCGCGGCGGGAAAGGGCGCGGCCCCGCCGGCCCCAGCCUUUUCCCUCUCCCGUCCGUGCGCCUGCCUGCCUGCCUGCGUGCCUGCCUCGCUCUUGCUCCUGUCGCGUCGCGUCGCCGGGUGGCUGGCACGCACCGACCCGGCGGAGCCAAAAGGCCCCCCGCCGAAAACCACCCGGAUCGCGGCCGAUUUUUUUUCACCGGGUGGGAAAAGCCCUCCACGUUUUACGCCAGCGCGUCAGCUCGCCUGUUUGCCUGCCCACCCCCCCGCCUUCCCGUUUCGAGCUCCCCCCGCUCGCCCUCUCCCUCUCGCUCGCUGGCUCCUCACGCGCUCGCAGUCGUACACCAACCCGAGCCUCUCGCGCCUCACGGGGGCGCCGCGGCGACGGCGAGGGCGGAGGCCGGGCUAGGGUUAGGGUUUCCGGUCUAGCGAGCCCCCCGGUCCGAUCCAUGGACGGGGGCGCGGGCCCGGGCGCCGAGGUGCUCUCGCCGGGCGAGGCCGACUGGCCCCCCGAGCUCCGCCUCCCGCCGCCGCCGCCGCCCGCGCCGGCCGCGCUGCGCGGCUGGGCGCCCCCCGCGCCCCACCUGCACCUGCAGGUCCCGGCCGCGGCGGCGCCCAAGGAGGAGGAGGAGCGCCCGCCGCCUCGCCACGCGGAGGGGGGUUUUGACGACCAGCAGUUCCUCGGAUCGAUCAUGGGGGACGCGGCUCCGCAGCACCAGCAGCAGCAGCCGCCGCCCGCGGCCGCGGCGCCGGUGAAGAGGAAGAGGGGGAGGCCGCCGAAGAACAGGGACGGGGCGCCGCCGGCGCCCGCGCCCGCGCCGGUGAAGCCGGUGAAGAAGAAGGACGAGGAGGUCGUGUGCUUCAUCUGCUUCGACGGGGGCGACCUCGUGGUCUGCGACCGGAGGGGUUGCCCGAAGGUGUACCAUCCUGCGUGCAUCAAGCGUGACGAGUCCUUCUUCCGGGCUCGGGGCAAGUGGGAUUGUGGGUGGCACAUAUGCAGCAGCUGUGAAAAGGCAGUACAAUACAUGUGCUAUACCUGCACGUACUCCGUCUGCAAAGGGUGCAUCAAACAAGGAAAAUUCUUUGGUGUUAGAGGGAACAAGGGCUUCUGUGAUACAUGUUAUGGUACAAUAUUGUUGAUAGAAUCCAAAGAUGAUGGCGCAAAGGUUGGUGUUGAUUUUGAUGAUAAAAAUAGCUGGGAGUAUCUUUUCAAGUUAUAUUGGUUGGAUCUGAAAGGGAAGCAUUUAUUAACAUUGGAAGAGCUAAUCAGUGCCAAGAGCCAUUGGAGUGUCCCUACUACUGCUGGUAGGAGAGAGAAAGAGGAGUCGUCUGAUGAUUUAUAUGAUGCAAAUGAUGACCAAAAUGCUAGUUUUGACAUCUCUUCGAGGAAACGAAGACGGAAUAAUUCUUCAGGAAAAAGAGGACAGAAACGCAAAAAAGACAGUAGUAUUACUGCUAGGCAGUGUGGAAUCUCAAUCAACAGUGCUGGAAGCUUACCAAAUGGAUCGAAAAGUGAAGGGAUGUCCUUGCCAGGUGUUACAGAAUGGGCUUCAUCUGAGCUAUUGGAGUUCAUUGGACACAUGAGAAAUGGUGAUAGUUCCUAUAUUUCCCAGUCUGAUGUCCAGGUUCUUUUGCUUGAAUAUAUAAAGCAAAAUAACCUCCAUGAUCCUCGCAGAAGAAGUCAAGUGAUGUGUGAUUCAAGGCUUAGGAAUUUGUUUAGAAAACCACGUGUUGGUCAUUUUGAGAUGUUGAAGCUUUUGGAGAUGCAUUAUCUUGUGAAACAGACUCCAACAUUAAAUGCAGAUAGUCAACGAGCAGUUGAUUCAGAUUCUGCUGAAGCAGACGCUGGAGGAUAUAAUGAGUUGAUAGCUAAGUUAGGUUCUGAUAAGAGAAGGAAGGCUCAUAAGAAGAUUGAAAGAGAACUGACAACUAAUCUAGAGGAUUAUGCAGCCAUUGACAUGCACAAUAUCAAUUUAAUUUACUUGCGUCGCAGCUUGCUGGAGGAUCUUAUUGACAAUGAUGCUGCAUUCUCUGACAAAAUUGCCGGUUCUUUUGUGAGGAUAAGAAUUUCUGGUCUUGGCAACAAGCAAGAUAUGUACCGUCUAGUGAAAGUUGUUGGUACACCUAAGGUUGCAGAGCGAUACAGUAUCGGUAAAAAGACAACAGAUUAUGCUCUCGAGAUAUCAAAUUUAGAUAAAAAAGAGGUUAUCACAAUGGAUACGAUCUCAAAUCAAGAUUUCACAGAGGAGGAAUGCAAGCGCUUACGUCAGAGUAUGAAGUUUGGUCUAACCACCCGGUUAAAAGUGGUAGACAUCUAUGAGAAAGCUAAAAUCUUCCAAUCUCUGCGAUUUAAAGAUUGGUUGGAAAAUGAGAAACAGAGGCUGAGCCAUCUUCGUGAUCGUGCUAGUGAAACUGGACGUCGAAAGCAAUUGAGAGAGUGUGUAGAAAAGUUGCAGCUUCUGGACACUCCUGAAGGAAAAGCCCGUAUGAUUAAUGAAGUGCCAGAAGUACAUGCUGAUCCCCACAUGGCUCCAAAUUAUGAAUCUGCUGAAGAACAGGAUUAUAAGAAAGCCGUUGAUUGGACCAUAAAUAGGAAUGGACCAGAUCUAGAAAGAAAAGGAGCACAAUCGAAUUCUGGGGAGAGUCAUAUGCAGAAGUGCCUGGAUGGAAGCAGUUACACGAGUAGUGCACCAACAGAGGAUGUGGGCCAUAAAUCAGGAGCUGGAAGUAACAUUAAUUUAAACAAGACAGCAGAGCCUGCAUUGCUUGGGGCUGUAUCAAAUAACACUGAGCCAGAACAAGUUUGGCACUACAAGGAUCCUAAGGGAACUGUUCAGGGCCCGUUUACUCUUUCGCAGUUAUCCAAGUGGGUAACUUACUUCCCACGCAACCUGAGAAUAUGGCUCACAUUUGAGAGUGAAGAGAACUCACUUCUGUUGACUGAAGUGCUCAAAAAACAGCAGACAGAUUUCGUUCAGCCUUCAGCAGUCUCUACCAGUGAUAAAUCAAUAUGGGCAGGCACAGGGCAAGAUAGAAUCAACUCAAAUUUAGUUGCAAAUAACUCUUCCUCCCCUAUUGGUUAUAAUGCCGUGUAUUCUUAUGCACCAUCUAGGCAGUUUGCUGAGGGUUCUGAUACUACAAAAGAAGAUCCAAAGCCUCUGGGUGCAACUUUACCAUGGAGGUCACUGAAUGAUGCUCACACUUUGCAUGGCAAGGUUCAGCAUCAGGUUAGCUAUUCAUCAACCAUUCUAUCUUCAGCAGGUUCAUAUGCAGCACCUAGCUCUCAUGAUAGUCGUCAGGACAAUGGUGGUAUGUGGAAUUCAACCAUAGCGCCCAUGAAUGAUAGUCGCAAGAGUAAUGUGGAGCAGCAUCCUGAUGGUUGUACUAUGGAGGACCAAUUGCAAACUGACACUAUGAGUAAUCUGCAUAAAGUUUCAGUUCUUACUGCACAACAAUCUGAGAGGGACCCUGCUACUUCUCAUAGUACUACAAGUCUGCCAGAGUUCAAAGCCAUGUGCCAGCAGGAACGCAGUUACUGGAGUUCAGCAAUAAAUACUGGUGCUCAUGACCUGCAGUUAUCUAUUGCUUUAGCAAAGCCUGAGAGCUGUUCUCCAACAAAUCCUGUUGAAGACAGAGAUUCGAGUUCUGCUUCUGUUGUGUCUAUUCAGUCAGGAGCUCCUGCCUGCCUUCCCCAAACAGGUCCAUCUACAUCUACCUCAAAUUCUAGUAAGACUGAGGCAACCACGAAUCAGCACAAAGCAUGCCGACCUGACGCAUCGAAUGCACCAUUUGAUCAGCUUCCUGAACCUAAAAGUGGCCCAGUGUUUUCCUCAAAAACUCAAGAUGUUGAGUGUGAGUACCCUAGUCCAACCCCAAAACUGGAGAGGAAGGAGCCUUCCAUGAACCAGUCAGGAUCAACAUCAGUAGCACCUGAAGAUUUAGCUACAAACACAUGCGUCCACUCUUUGAUAUCUUUUGUAUCAGAACCAUUGGGCCAACCUGCUAGUAAAAUUGAUAGCUUGCAUUCACUCGAGGAAAGAUCAUGUCUAGAAGAAAGACAUUUAAGAGAUAGGGAAACUAUCACUCAAAUGAAGCAUCUAUUUGAAGAGACUACAGUAAAGAGAAAUAACAAACUGGUUAAUCCUGUAUCUGAUGCUGAAGGGAUUGCUGUAUCAGAUGUGUUGGAAUCGUUAACGGAACAAAGUUGUGAAAAAUAUAGUAUACAUGAAGCCGUGCCUUCAGAAAAUUUUGUGCCAGCUUCAGCUGAGGAAGAACAACCACAAUGCUCUAGUCCUAUUGCAUUGUCACCUUGGGGUGAACCAAAUUACUAUCAGGGUGAAGCUGUUGAUUCUGCUCUGUGGGGUGUACAAGAUGACCCUGGAAAUGACAUGUGGUCAAUGCCUUCACCAACACCUGCUCUCCAACCUUCCUCAGGUCUUGGAACUGAUGGAAAAGACGCUUCAUGCAUCAUAGAGGAGGUGAUAGCAGACCGAGGAAGUAAUAUUUUUGUUGAAACAUUACCAACACAAGGGGAGAAAAAGAUGCAACAGGGAAACUCAGGUGCCUCCACAGGUCCUGGAGAAACAGAGGAGGUAAAACCAAAACCAAGCGCUGCAUCAGGUCCAUCCCUAGAUGGGAGCACAAAAGCUUCAGGUUGGCAACCCUCAGGCUCAUCUCUAGAGGGGAGUGCAAAAGCUUCAGGUUGGAGACCACCAGCUUUAUCGCUUGAAGGGGUUACUAAUGAUUCAGGUUCGCAACCAUCAUGUCUCUCUACACAAGGAAGCGCAAAAGCUUCAGGUUGGCAGCGAUCAAGUUCAUCUCCAGAUGAGAGCAGAAAAGCCUCAGGUUGGCAGCGAUCAAGUUCAUCUCCAGAUGGGAGCAGAAAAGCCUCAGGUUGGCAAGCACCAGCUUCGUCUACAGAGGGUGCAUGGCGCCGAUCAAGUACGUCGCCAGAUGGGUGCAUAAAAGCUUCAGGUUGGCAAAGGUCAGGUUCUUUCACCCAGGGAAGUGCCAAAGCUUCUGGCUGGCAACCCUCAGGUUCUUCUGCAGAUGGGAGCACAAAAGUUGAUGGCCGGCAACGAACAAGUUCAUCUCCAGAGGGAACCAGAAAAUCUUCAGGUUUGCAUUGGUCUGGUCGUGAGAGCUCAAAGGUUAAAUCGGUUUCUGGUGCCAGCGAAAACCGUAAAUCAUCUAGUCACCAAGCGACUACACCAACAGGCAGGCACUCUGUGGAAGCCCCAAAGAGACAUGGAAACGGUGACAAUAGUUCUUCUGUCUGGGAUGAGGCUCUCGGAAACUCUCGGGAAGCUUCAAAGAGACAGGGAAAUGGCGACAAGAAUGCAGGUUGGGGAGAGGCUCUAGGAAGCAACAGGAGCUGGAAUCCAUCCUCUGGCAAUGCCAGUCGGGGCAGCCAGGGGAGUCACCACCAUGACAGGCACUCCCAUGGCACCGAAUUCCGGCGGGGCAGCUCAAACCACCCUCGGAGUCCUCGGAGGUACGACUACCGUCAUGAUCAUGGCAGCGGUGGGUCAUCCAGGUCGUCAAGAGGGCAGCCCCAAAGAGGGGUCUGCAAAUACUACGAGAAUGGCCACUGCUACAAGGGUUUGAAGUGCCAGUACCUGCACCGUUGAUCUCCGCGGUAGCAAAACGAUGCGCCGUUGCCUCGUCGGCUUCACAUUUUUGUAUAGUCCCAUAUGGUCACCUACUCACCUCGUAGUCAGUAUAGGAGCAAAGCUUAUUAACCGAGUUGGCACCACCAGGUUGCUAGUAGUGUAUAUCCAUCAGAGCAGGAAUAUGAUUAAACUAGCAUUUGAAGCUUACAGGGUCCACUAAUUUGUGCCCGUGAAGGUAGGUUCUCAACUUUUUGAAAGCAA
This is a messenger RNA of Panicum hallii, 5872 nucleotides long. RefSeq lists its product as uncharacterized. Bases 449 to 5629 code for a protein of 1726 amino acids. Lineage: Eukaryota; Viridiplantae; Streptophyta; Magnoliopsida; Poales; Poaceae. The record is from RefSeq and is a predicted model, not a curated record. Gene Ontology annotation, cellular component: Cdc73/Paf1 complex. Gene Ontology annotation, molecular function: metal ion binding; DNA binding; RNA polymerase II C-terminal domain phosphoserine binding. The transcript is spliced from 12 exons.